This is a messenger RNA of Lytechinus pictus (painted urchin), 3224 nucleotides long. RefSeq names its product allatostatin-A receptor-like. The record is from RefSeq and is a predicted model, not a curated record. Gene Ontology annotation, biological process: G protein-coupled receptor signaling pathway. The transcript has 3 exons. Gene Ontology annotation, molecular function: G protein-coupled receptor activity. Bases 708 to 1802 code for a protein of 364 amino acids. NCBI's taxonomy places the organism in Eukaryota, Metazoa, Echinodermata, Echinoidea, Temnopleuroida, Toxopneustidae. Gene Ontology annotation, cellular component: plasma membrane.
AUCAGAUAUGAUUAGUCCUUCUACAGAAAAAGGGUUGAUCAUAGCAGAAACAUGUUGACGAUAUUGGUAUAGUAUACUCCUCAGGUGCUCCUGUGUAAAUAUGUUUAAGCUGACCACUAGUUGCCGUUUUUGGCAGUGAUAUCUGCAGUCUUUAGUAUUUACAUGAUUGGAAUAAUAAGAUUAACAGUGUUAAUUGUUGAGUUGAUCAGCAGCAUUGUAAAUAAAAAGACAAAAAUCAACUUGAACCAAGAAUGCCGAUUGCCGGAGCUACUGUUUCAUCGAACUUGUAUCACAUUUCAUCUCUUUUGUCAAUCGCUUUUCGAGGUCUAAUUUUCGCGGUACGUGUUGGUCAUUAUCAGAAAAAUGUUGUGCAAAAGGUAAAUUAAUGUAAGAUUGGCUUCAGACUUGGUAGAGAGUUAAACCUUACACGUUGCUUCACAAAUCAGACAAGAAACAAUUAAUUCUGUAGGGUUACGUCAACUGAAGGAAGCAGCCGAAAUCUUGGAACUUGUGGAACGUUGUCGACAACGAUAAACCUUAUGUUUGUAUUAUCUUUCUCUAUUAUCGUAAAAAUUGAGCAACAUUCUACACAUUCAUGAUCUAACAUCUUUUUGACUGAUUACAAGAAACAAAAUUACAGCGGAAUUUGACAUGGUCGCAUCCUGUCAACAUAAAAUGUGCUGAUUUAUCCUUAGGGAACAACAAAGAUGGUAUUAAUUUCGACAACAUCAUCUUCGAUCAUUUCAGCUACGGUUUUGUCAACGAACUCAACAUGCAUCAAUUCUAUGGACAGCGUGAUCCCGAACGAGGAUUGCAAAUACCUCACCAUCGCUGCCAUGGUGUUCGUCAUCGUCAGCAUCGUCGUCAUCGUCUUCGGUGUCGUAAUGAACAUGUGGCUGCUUGUCAUUCUCCUCUCCAAAGAUCGCAGACACAGGACGGUACCCGAUAUCCUCAUCGUCAACAUGACCGUCCUAGCUGUCAUCAUGUUCGUCUUCGUCGCUGGAGUCAACGUCGUUCUCUUUUCUCAGGAGGCUUUCCAAAUCAGGUUUUUCAGCAACCUGAAACUAGAUAAGGCUAUUCUAUAUUUUCAAGUGUUUAUUGCACUGUCUUCAUUUACUACACUCGUUGUGCUCGCUUUGGAUCGUUUCUUUGCGAUCGUUCAUCCUCUGUUAUCGAGACCAUACCGAACUAAGAGGAAUGCCGUCAUAUGCUGUGCCGGUGUUUGGAUAGUGUGUGGAAUAAGUGUACUACCAAUCGUGAUCAAUGGUGGAACAAGACACGUCUUUGAGAACUAUAACAACCCUUCCUUCAAACCAACUGUCAUCGUCUCAACCAUCUUUCUAUAUGGGCUAUCGAUCACCAUCUCUAUCGCCUGCUACGCCGCCAUUUUGAAAGUCCUUUGGCGCAACCCUUUCCAUGGACAAACUCACUGUGGAGAGCACAAUAAACCCAUCACAAGGCGACGACGGAGGCAGCGAAUUCAAAUUUUGAAGACCGUCACCGUCAUCAUCACCAGCAACGUCGUCAUCUAUGGAUAUUUCUUCGGCGUGAUAUUGUGGAUUGCUUGCGGCGGUCAUACGCGCGUCAGUGCGUGGUUCGGUCACGCGCUGUUGUAUUCCGCCAUUUUGGUGGCGUACUUGAACCCUUGUAUAAACCCAUGCGUCUACGCCCUUCAUCAGAUGAGGAUCAGACGGUAUCUAUCUCGAAGAAAGUUGCAGAAGUUGCAAGCAUGGAGUGGUCGCCCGUUACCUAGCACGAGAUCGGAGAUAAGAGCUCGUGAAGAAUAUGGCAGUUUCAUUUAAUGAAACUUGGACACAACAGAUGCGCUAUUUUUUUUUACUUAAGUCUCGGUCAGUGGCUCAAUUAAUGCAAAUAGAAAAUGAAAGGUAAAUCAAGUUGACAUACGUUGAUAAAGAAACGUUAGUAAAAUAGCUUUAGAUGGCAUGAAACUGGAAUGAUGCGUUUCUAGUCCAAUAUUAAAUAAGAUUCUCAUGAAAAAUAAAAGAUGUGAUGUUGACGACACGUCAAUAAAAAUCUCAUAAUGUUAUUGGUCUUUAAUUGUAUCAUUGAAAUUCGUUAUACUUGAAUCAGAGCUUAAGUUUGUGGUUGGGGAUCUAUCUAGAAUGUAGAGUGACAGAAAGAAUUGGCAUAGAUUCGGUAAGCUAACCUAUAUUGUUGUUGAGUGGUGGUAAUCUAUAAUCUCUAACCCCAUCCCAUGGAUGUAGACCCAUGACAGAAAGAUUAAUUUCUAAAUACAUUAUAUAUUUCCAUUCUAUAAUUUGGACUCAGGCCCCCGCUACAAUAUGAAACAAGAGUGUCGCUAAGGCGAGCACAAUAAUACGCCCGCCUGCAACGCGGAAAAUGGAGUUAAGCAAGAAAAGUGGAAGGUGGCGACUUCAACUUUAAUCUUUGACCUCAAAAUCUAUAGGCUUCCUGGGAUUCAUGCUAGUAUUAUACACACAAAAUUAUAUGAAACUGAAUUUAUCGCGUUUACAAGGAAAAGUUAAAGUACGGACGGGGGACGGACGGACACUGAGCGUGAUACCAUAAUUUAUAUACGUCGCGUAGGACGGGCAUAUUAUACAAAUAAUAUAUAGAGGCCUAACUGUCGGGGAAAAUGUUCGCAAGUGUUCAGCACUCUCGGGGGGUGUUGAAAAUAGGAAUAAACAAAAUAAGAUAAGAAAGACUUGAUAGUAAUUUUUCAAUGCGCAGAACCGGGGCGCAGAAUUCAAGACAGAUUCAAUAAUGUUUUAAUAACACUAAUGAAUAGGCUCCCCGGAAGCAGGUCUGUAUUGGGGCUCACCUUUUUUUUCGGGGGGGGGGGGAGGGGCUUUCGUCCCAAUAUUAUUUUUUAAUGAAUUUUCCUCUAAAGAAAGACCAUUACCCCCCUUCUCCCCCCCCCCUAUUUGUAUAAUAACGGUACUUAUAAUAUUGAUUCGGUGCAUUAUGCAUCCCCAUGCAUGUAAGUGAUUGUGUGUGUGGGUAUGUCAGGGCGCGGGGUGAGUGGUGUGUGUGAGGGUGUUUGCGUGAGUAUGAAUAUUUGAUGAGUGUGUCCGUGUGAAUGUUUUUGUAUUUUUUUAAUUUCAAUUUUCUGAUAAUUGAUAUACUGUCGAUGUAUUAUACCUUUAAUGUAAAUUCAUGGCUCAAUUUAGUUCUUUAAACUACUAUGCCUGUAUGUAAUGUUUGUGAUUUUUACUCAAUAAAACCACUCCUAUCUAUCUAUC